AUCUUUUUAUUUCCCCUUUUUAACCCCACUCUCUCUCAUUCCUUGAAUUAAAAUCCAAACAAUCUUAUUUAACUUGCUUUUAUUUCUCCAUAUUAUCCAUCACUUUCAGCUCAAUUAACACCCUUGCCACUCUCUCUCAUCUUCAAAAAUCUCUCUUUCUCUCUCUUCAAAUUGUCAGUCUUUAAGUUUGAGUAUUCAAAUUCGAAUAUAGAUACGAUCUUGACCCAUUUCUUCGAUUUCUCAAGCUUAUUUCUUCAACCUACCAAGUUCAAAGAAAUCAUUGCUACAUUCAAAUUAAUUUCAAAUUACUCAUCAUAUGCUGCUCGUGAAUUGAUUUUAUUGAGCUGAAUAAACUGCGACAUUUGUAGUAUUUGAGCUUUGUUGCAGAUCUUUGCUUGUGAUUGUCAGUUUAGUUUCUAAUUUUGUAGUUGAAGGGGUUUAGUUUAGGUAAGAAUGAUGAAAGAUUAGGUGUUUUUGUUGUUGUUGUUGUUGUUGUUGUUGUUGUUGUUGUUAGUUGUUGGUAGUUGAGGAUUGUUAAUUGUGUUAGGGUUUUUUUUGAAGUGAUUUUGCGAUGAAUCGGAGUUUUAGAGGUCCAGAAACGUUAAUGCCGUCGAUAAGACCUAGGGUUCCGCAGUUGAAGAGUCUUCAUUCUUCGACGAUGAGAGAGAAAGAAGAUGACCUCGCAUUGUUUCUUGAAAUGCGAAAACGUGAGAAGGAGAAAAAUGAUCUUCUUCUUCAUGAUUCUGGAGAAUUAGAUGAAUCUCUAGUUUCGCAGCCUGGAAGUUCGCCUCUUUUUCAUAUUCAGUCUGCCACAACGGCAAGGAAGACAGGACCGGAUGAUUUUCUGAACUCGGAUGGUGAUAAGAAUGAUUAUGAUUGGCUUCUGACACCUCCUGGUACACCCCUCUUUCCUUCAUUGGAGAGAGAGUCUAGAAAAAGUUACAUGGAUGAAGCAGAUGCCCCAAAAGCUCAACCUACUGUACUGAGAUCAAGAUUAGCGAACUCCCAGACAGAGACCACAGAGAGAAGAAGCCUGAUGCCAAGGCAACCAACUUCAUCUACUGGGUUGACCUCUUCAGUUUCAGGAAUGCGGAGGCCUUCUUCAUCAGGGGGUCCAGGGUCAAGACCUCCCUCUUCAGGUGGUCCAGGUUCCAGACCAGUGACACCAGGAGGUGGAUCUAGACCUGCAACACCUACACGUCGAUCUACAUUAACGUCUUCUAAACCGUCAAGAUCCUCUACACCAACCUCCCGUGGCACAGUGCCUCAUUCCAAGCCCUCACUUCACUCUUCUUCACCAAAGCCAUUGACAUCAACUCGGUCCACAGCUUCUACUAGGUCUGCAGGUCCAUCAAGGUCUUCAACUCCAUCAAGAUCCACUACAGCUGCAAGAACUUCAGCUCCAUCAGCUGGGCCAUCGAGAUCUUCCACUCCUACUAGGUCUACUGCUAGAUCAGCAACACCCACAAGGUCAACUGCAAGAUCUUCGACUCCAACAGCCAGGCCUUCUGGCCCCUCAGUUCCUACAUCCCGACCCACAUCCAGAGCAUCAACUCCAACUCGUCGUCCAUCAGCACCACCAAGUGUUGCCAAUAUCGCUGCAUCUCUUAACAAGUCAUCUUCAUCAAUUAGUAGCAAGUCAGUGGGUUCAGCACCAUCUAGAAGUGCUGCACCUUCACGUGGUACCUCUCCAACUGCUAGAUCUCGUCCAUGGAACCCAUCUGAGAUGCCUGGUUUCUCUUUAGACGCUCCACCGAAUCUAAGGACAACCCUUCCUGAUAGACCCCUUUCAGCUACACGGGGUAGACCUGCUGCUUCCUCUGCUCGUUCUGCUUCUGUGGAACCUGUCAGUAAUGGAAGACAGAGACGCCAGUCUUGUUCUCCUUCUAGAGGGCGUGCCCCUAAUGGCGGCAUUCAUUCUAGUGGAAGUUCUGUUCCUGCAGUGAGCCGGGGGCAUUCCAAAGUAAAUGAUGAUGUGAGCCCUGUGGUUAUUGGGACAAAGAUGGUGGAGAGGGUGAUUAACAUGAGGAAAUUGGCACCUCCAAGGCAGGAUGACAAACAUUCUCCUGGCUUAUCUGGAAAGUCGGCGUCAUCACCUGAUAGCUCUGGCUUUGGUCGGACACUUUCUAAAAAGUCCCUGGAUAUGGCUAUUCGGCACAUGGAUAUAAGGCGAAGUAUCCCUGGAAACUUACGGCCAUUGAUGACAAAAAUUCCAGCAUCCUCUAUGUACAGUAUAAGAUCAGGGCCCACAGGAAGUAGAACGGCUAGUGUUUCCGAUUCACCAUUAGCGACAAGCAGCAAUGCCAGUUCCGAGUACAGUGUCAAUAACCACCAUAUCCCUGCCAUGGAUGGUCAUGGUAGUGAAUUGGAAGAUGACCUCGUCAGUGAACGAGGUUGCAAUGCUUCGCCUACCAUUGCGUACAAUAGGUGACACCGACAGUGUGCUCCCUAAAUCAAAUGCUUUCCCUGUCCGUCAGUUUUUUUUAUUUUCCAGGGAAAUUCAGAAACAAGUUGGUUGUCACGGAGCUGCAGGCUGUUAUGUAUCAUGUACGUGUGUAAAGUUGUCAAGCAUCCGAGAAAAUUGAAGCUUAUAUUGUUUAAAUUUAACAGCCCUUGUAUUAUUAGAAGUUAUUAGCUGAGUUAUCGUUGUAGCUGACUUUUCAGACAUCUUGCCAACUACUGAUAUUGGUAUGCUAACUAUGAAGAUCAUUGAUUCACUCACCAAAACAGCUCACAUUCUUUUUAUGUGAAGAAUUUAACACUGCAUUAUUUUAGUAGACUGCACCGAUAUUAUCAAGAUAAAAAGGAAGUGUUCAUGUAUGAUAAAGGCUUGGCUUUUGAGUUUCAGCUUAUGUGUUGGUCUAUCCACCAACCAAAAAUUUGUUUGUUUUAAG
Amaranthus tricolor (Joseph's coat) is the source of this 2894-nucleotide messenger RNA. Its product is annotated as cell wall protein RBR3. The transcript is spliced from 5 exons. Lineage: Eukaryota; Viridiplantae; Streptophyta; Magnoliopsida; Caryophyllales; Amaranthaceae. Gene Ontology annotation, cellular component: cortical microtubule. The record is from RefSeq and is a predicted model, not a curated record. Gene Ontology annotation, biological process: cortical microtubule organization. Bases 572 to 2431 code for a protein of 619 amino acids.